Hydractinia symbiolongicarpus is the source of this 600-nucleotide messenger RNA. RefSeq lists its product as uncharacterized. Bases 1 to 600 code for a protein of 199 amino acids. Lineage: Eukaryota; Metazoa; Cnidaria; Hydrozoa; Anthoathecata; Hydractiniidae. The record is from RefSeq and is a predicted model, not a curated record. The transcript has 3 exons.
AUGUCGUCUUCAGACGUUUCUGAUGUUGAUUGUCGAGAUCAAGUUCUUGAUUUCCAGUUUAAACCUAGGAAAACUCUCAAAUCACGGUCUGAGAGUGAAUGGGUGGAUUACGAAACAGACGAAGAAGUGGAAGAAAUAUCUUCAAAUUUCAGAACAAAUCUUGCUGUAAGCACGUGGUGUAAGUGUGGAAAUUGUACAUUAAAGCCCACAGAACUUGAACUCGAAUCCUUCGAUUCAUACGAGUUGAGUGAAUCUGGGUGCAUAAUAUCCUACGUAAAUUUCGCACCUAUUAUACUGCUAAAAGAAAAUCUUUGGACGGCUUUGGUUGUGAUGCAUGAUCGCGAAAGUUCUUAUCUACCUCCAAAACACAAUGUCCCUAACAAGGCUUACAGAUACGCAGCUUAUCGGCAGUUUACAUGGUGGGUUCAUGUCCGUCUUGGUAAGUCGGUAAGAAGAGUUAUUCCGUCAGGUGUCGUUAGUAAGAUACGGGACACAUUUCCUGCACCUGAUAACAUCUACACUGGCUUUAAAGAUGGGAGAUGGGUGGACGAAAAUGAAUUGUCUUGGGGGCCACAAUGUUCACAGGAUGGAAUACAAUAA